AAAGGAGGUCAUCGUUGAAGCUGUUAGAGUAACUCUGAAUCCAUGUCCUCGAUCUCUUCUUCUUCUGAUUUUUUCUGAAACUCUCUCUCUCUCUCUCUCUCCUCUGUAACUUUUUCAGCUUUUCGAUCGAAGAAAACAACAAAGAAGAACCGUCGGUUACGUCUUUUACGGUAUGCUUAUCUUCGCCGCUUCACAUACAUACAAACAUUUCAAAGAUAUUUGUACGUUUCUUUUUUCGUAUUCCGAAUCCCUCGUUUCCUUUUCUCGUCUCCUUCCGUUUCUCGUCUCUUCCGUUGGCUUACUAUUCUCCGUUUUGCAGAACAUUUCUAUAUUUCUUUAGAAUUCUAAAACCCAUUUAUUGACUUUACCUGAAUUAUGUAAGAAAAUCUCAUAAUCUGUUUCUUCCCAAGGUGAAAAUAGCUUCGAAUAUGAAGGAAAAAGACGAUACUUUCUCGCCCACUUGUGUUCUCGAGGACUACUUCAGAAGCUCGGAUUCCUCGGAAACAUGUUCUUCAAAAGACCCUGAUUCCGAAGGCGUUAAAAAUUCCACAUCUUCUAAAUGGCACUGGUUUUUCAAAUUACUCAGAACUAGAUCGAAGAAGCCUUUAACCACAAUGCAUUCUCUCAACGUCAUGAACCUUUCCAGAAGAAUGAGCAGUAGUUUCCGGGAAAUUAUAGCCUCGAGAUUCGGGUCGGAAUCCGAUUGCCAUUUGAAGUCUCCAUGGAAGAACUUUAAUUUGUAUGAGCUGCAAAUUGCGACCAAUUAUUUCAGCCCUGAAAAUCUUAUUGGAAAGGGAGGUUAUGCUGAAGUUUACAAGGGCCGUUUGAGAAAUGGGCAACUGGUGGCGAUUAAGCGGCUAACGCGGGGAACACCGGAUGAGAUUACGGCGGAUUUUCUGUCGGAAAUCGGGAUCAUGGCUCACGUUAACCAUCCUAACACUGCUAAGUUGAUUGGCUAUGGGGUUGAAGGAGGAUUUUACCUUGUUCUUGAAUUGUCUCCGCAUGGGAGCUUAGCUUCCAUGCUUUAUGGUUGCUCAAAGGAGAAGUUGCUAUGGGGCAUUAGGUAUAAGAUUGCAUUGGGAACAGCUAGGGGUCUACUAUAUCUUCAUGAGCGUUGUCAAAGGAGAAUCAUCCACAGAGAUAUCAAGGCUGCAAACAUAUUGCUCAGUGAGGACUUUGAGCCUCAGAUUUGUGAUUUUGGUCUUGCAAAAUGGCUACCACAGCAGUGGACUCACCACACUGUGUCAAAAUUCGAAGGCACAUUCGGCUACCUUGCUCCCGAGUACUUGCUCCAUGGCAUAGUAGAUGAGAAAACUGAUGUGUUUGCCUAUGGUGUGUUGCUAUUGGAAUUAGUCACCGGACGCCGAGCUCUGGAUUACUCCCACCAGAGCCUUGUUCUAUGGGCAAAACCUCUGCUGAAAAAGAGUGACAUAAGAGAGCUGGUUGAUCCUUCUUUAGCUGAUGACUACAACUCCCGGCAAGUGACUCUCAUGCUCUUGGCUGCUUCCUUGUGCAUACAACAGUCGUCGAUUCGACGGCCAAGUAUGAGUCAGGUUCUUGAGCUUUUGCAUGGUGACUUUAGUUGUUUGAAGCACAUGAAGAAAACCCGAAUUCCAUUUUUCCGCAAGCUACUUCGCGAGGAACUCACUAAUGCAGAAGGCUAGAACAGCACAACCAAGAAUGAGUUCAUCUUCAUCGGCAUCGGCGGGUUUUGCUUUCGCAGUCCUCAGAGUUUACGGACAGGUUCAUGAAAGGAGUAGUGAAACAUCAGAAUUAAGUAUAUAGUUUACGGAUAUUUGUCUAAGUUCAGUCCAAAAAAAAAAAAAAACCACUGAUGAUAUGUUUCUCAACGAUCAACAUGCGUGUACAUACACAAACGUUGAAGAACAGAACAAGAGAAUGAAAAGGCCUUUCCAAUCUAUGUAUAUAUACAAAGAUUUACAGGGUACUUAUAGAUAAAUGUUAUAGAAAGUUCUACAAACUACAGACCAAAAAGGCUGUUCAACCCAUGGUAAUUUAUUGGGAAGUCAUUUUUGCUUAUAGCAUGC
Morus notabilis is the source of this 2048-nucleotide messenger RNA. RefSeq names its product receptor-like cytosolic serine/threonine-protein kinase RBK2. The transcript has 8 exons. Gene Ontology annotation, biological process: protein phosphorylation. The record is from RefSeq and is a predicted model, not a curated record. Lineage: Eukaryota; Viridiplantae; Streptophyta; Magnoliopsida; Rosales; Moraceae. Bases 429 to 1664 code for a protein of 411 amino acids. Gene Ontology annotation, molecular function: protein kinase activity; ATP binding.